Molecule: messenger RNA, 948 nt
Organism: Antechinus flavipes (yellow-footed antechinus)
Lineage: Eukaryota; Metazoa; Chordata; Mammalia; Dasyuromorphia; Dasyuridae
Product: olfactory receptor 13C8-like
Exons: 1
Coding region: 1-948 (315 amino acids)
Biological process (GO): G protein-coupled receptor signaling pathway
Cellular component (GO): membrane
Molecular function (GO): G protein-coupled receptor activity; olfactory receptor activity
Source: RefSeq, a predicted model, not a curated record
AUGGAAGGAACCAAUCAAACCACUGUGACAGAAUUGGUUCUCCUGGGACUUUCUGACUAUCCAAAGCUAGAAACCAUUUUCUUUGUGCUGGUCCUGUGGAUGUACCUAGUAAUCCUGGUAGGCAAUGGAGUGUUGAUCAUAGUAACCAUCUAUGACUCUCAUCUCCACACCCCCAUGUAUUUCUUCCUAGGUAACCUCUCCUUCCUGGACAUUUGCUAUACAACCUCUACUGUGCCUCUAAUUCUAAACAGCUUUCUUACUCCAAGGAAAGCCAUUUCCUUCUCCAGCUGUGCAAUACAAAUGUUUCUGUCCUUUGCAAUGGGUGCAACUGAAUGUGUGCUCCUGAGCAUGAUGGCAUUUGACCGUUACGUGGCCAUCUGCAAGCCCCUAAGAUAUCCUGUCAUCAUGAGCAAGAAUAUUUAUGUGUCAAUGGCAUCUGUGUCCUGGGCAGCAGGGGUUCUUGAUUCAGUGAUUCAAACUUCUCUUGCAGUUCAGUUAAGAUUUUGUGUGGACAUCAUUGAUCAUUUUUUAUGUGAGAUCCUGGCUAUUCUGAAAUUGGCUUGUGGAGAUAUUUCCAUCAAUGUUUUUAGCAUGGUAGGAUCAAACAUCAUCUUUCUAGUUAUUCCUUUAAUAUCAAUUUCCAUCUCUUACAUUUUCAUACUUGUUGCAAUCCUUAGGAUUCCUUCUACAAAAGGAAGACACAAAGCUUUUUCUACCUGCUCGGCUCACCUGACUGUGGUGAUUAUAUUCUAUGGGACAAUCUUCUUCAUAUAUGCAAAACCCAAAUCUCAGGAUUCUCUUAGAGGUGGCAGUGAUAUCACAGACAAAUUUAUUACCCUGUUCUAUAGUGUGGUGACUCCCAUGCUCAAUCCCAUCAUUUAUAGUUUGAGGAACAAGGAUGUUAAGGUGGCUAUGAAAAACAUUUUAUGUCAAAAUUCAUUUCUCUGA